Drosophila teissieri is the source of this 267-nucleotide messenger RNA. RefSeq lists its product as uncharacterized. Bases 1 to 267 code for a protein of 88 amino acids. The record is from RefSeq and is a predicted model, not a curated record. NCBI's taxonomy places the organism in Eukaryota, Metazoa, Arthropoda, Insecta, Diptera, Drosophilidae. The transcript has a single exon.
AUGUUCAAGUUCGUCGCCGCCGUCAUCUUCGCUCUGUUUGCCUGCGUGGCCGCCAAGCCCGGAAUCGUGGCUCCUCUGGCCUACUCUUCCCCCUACGUGGCCUCCCCCUACGUCGCCUCCCCCUACGUGGCGUCUCCAUAUGUGGCAUCUCCCUACGUGGCUGCCCCCUACACCGCCGCCUACACUGCUCCCUACACCGCUGCCUACACCGCCUCCUACGCUGCUCCCUAUGCCGCCUACACCUCUCCUCUUCUCCUGAAGAAGUAG